Messenger RNA from Paecilomyces variotii, 1050 nucleotides. RefSeq names its product Elongator complex protein 5. NCBI's taxonomy places the organism in Eukaryota, Fungi, Ascomycota, Eurotiomycetes, Eurotiales, Thermoascaceae. The transcript has 3 exons. The record is from RefSeq and is a predicted model, not a curated record. Gene Ontology annotation, biological process: tRNA wobble uridine modification. Gene Ontology annotation, molecular function: tRNA binding. Gene Ontology annotation, cellular component: cytosol; nucleus; elongator holoenzyme complex. The coding region runs from base 1 to 1050 and encodes 349 amino acids.
AUGGCCCCGACGAAUUUGUCGCAUCGACGAACUCAUAAUCUCCUUCUGAUCUCGAAGCUUCUCAGCCUGCGAGAUACAGUGUCGCCGUUGACGCUUUUGCUGGACUCAUUGGAACAACCGGCAAGGCCUCUGAUUCAGGAAUAUAUACGGAGAGCGAAGCUAUCCAAGGUACACGUCACUCUGGUAGCUUUCGAGACCCUGCAACGGCCGGAAGGCGUCGAUGCAUUCAUAUCUUGUCGACGGAAGAGAGCAGCAGAUAUCGCAAAAGAAGUUGUUAACGCAUAUCCCACUCCAGCACCUGGAACUACACCGCGCCGCAGGCUUAUCCUAAUCGACUCUAUCCACCCGCUUCUCAGUGCGCGUGGCAAUGAACAUCCCGUGCAUUUGCCCAGCUAUUUGGGUUCCUUUGUCGCGCCCACAACUCCCACAGCAAACCCGGUCCACGCAUCGCUCGUUGUGACUUACCAUCAGGACAUUCCCUUGCCGCCAAACCCGCAGCCAUAUUCCCCUUCUGCACUUUCGUUAUUAACGUACCUCGCAACGAGUAUUAUUACACUCCAUUCGCUCUCGCAUAUCCUAGCACAAAAGGCUGCCCGUGAUCGCAGCCUUGCCGCACCGGUAUUCGGGCUGGAAGAGGAACAGGAUGGUGUGAUCCUUGGUCGGCUGGACCACGUGAAGGGAGUGGACAAGAGCGCGGAGGGCGUUGUGCUGGAAAUGGAACACAGGCGAAAGAGUGGUCGAGGCGUCGUGGAGUGGUAUGUUCUACCACCUGCGUCGCAAUACCAUCCUCAGCAGGCGAAAGAAAUUGUCACGUUAUUAGACGAUCAUCCGUUGUACCGGCGGCCGGAGGAACUGGAGGAGAAUGCGGCAGAAGAGGAACCAGGCUCGACGUUCGAGUUGCGUCUUACGGAAAGGCAGCGGCGGGAAAGAGAAGGAGUGGUGCUGCCAUAUUUCGACGCACAACACGGCGAUGGUCCCGGAGAAGGGGGACGGAUUCUCUACGACAUGGGCGAAGAAGAUGAUUUCGAUGAAGAGGAGGAUGAAAUUUGA